Molecule: messenger RNA, 1525 nt
Organism: Chara braunii
Lineage: Eukaryota; Viridiplantae; Streptophyta; Charophyceae; Charales; Characeae
Source: the annotation of a GenBank genome assembly
GCCCCCCAGAAUGCUGCGCGACCCUCAUGCUCUAAAACAAACACCCUCAAUGCCCCCCCGAAUGCUGCCGCCCCGGCCAGAUAAUGGCCGUGCCUGGGGUGGGCUGGCGCUGCUGUCUUCAUUCAGUUUCGGGUGUAGCUGUUGAAAGGAGAAACCCAUUUUGAUGGGCAGUUGGUUAUGUAUGGAAGGUGUUCUGGGAUGAACCAUGAGGGAAGAGCUGCAGGCAGCCCUAGCCCUUCCAGCGCUGCAAACAGAUUGAUCUGGUCGAUCAGCUACCAUACCACCUUUUCAGUGCUGCUGUGAUCGCCUUCGUAUUGUCUGUUGCCUUGUCGACAAUGGCCGCCUCCCACACAGCGGCAGCUUGCUCUGGUGCAUUAGCUGCUAUGGCUAUGCCCAGAUCGUCUUCUCUCAGAGACCCUCAGGUUCACUUUUCAACACCAGGAUCUUCUGCUACUAUGUUGCUGAGAUCAGGGACGAAAGGAAUUGCGCAGAAGUGCACGGCGUCAGCUGCUGCAUCGUUACCGUGUACUUCGUACUCGUUCUCGUCGCUCUCAACCUGUCCUUCUCCCAGUGCCAGUGGGCAGAGGAGGUCCUCUGUUAUUGCUGGACUGUCCUCGUCUGCUUGUUCUGAUGCCUCUAGGCUCAGUCACAUGGAACUUGCCGCCUUGCAUCACCCGCGUUCAGCUUCUGCGGGAGCAUGGACACCUAACAAAGGAAGCCGGAGUAAUGUGGACUUCAAAGUACUUGCAUCGACCGAGCCGGCUGCAGACCGCGGGUCUUCGAACGACGAGCCAGAUACGAACGAUGGUGAUGCUAGCGCAUUGAAAUGCGACGAGACUGACCCAAAUUCAAGCAGCGAUGGGACACGCGGUGAUAGCUCAGAGUACUCAGCGGAGUGUCAUAAGGUGCAACUGCAUCGACGGAGACUUGUUGUCUGUAGUGCAUGCGCGUCAGCUGCUGUCGCUUUGAUGGGUCAUCGGGAUGAUGAGGCUCGUGCUGAAGGGGAGUCGCCACAGCGAUCGAGCCGCAAAAUGGAUGCUCAACCUGCAGUGUGUAGGAACUGCAGUGGCUCAGGAGUUAUUGUCUGCGACAUGUGCGGAGGGACAGGGAAAUGGAAAGCCUUGAACAGAAAGAGAGCGAGUGAUACCUAUGAGUUUGUGGAGUGCCCCAACUGUUAUGGAAGGGGCAAGCUGGUUUGCCCAAUUUGUUUGGGAACAGGGCAAGCAAAUGUGCGAGGCUUGCUUCGGCGGCCAGAAGCAAAAGAGCUGCUGGACCAAAUGUACCACGGGACAAUUCUCCCCAAGUAAAUGUCACUGUAAAACAUUUUUCGUGCGAUACUCACCACUUUCAGAUUCAACAGUGUGAAGGGGGUGGAUUUCAGGGUGGGGUCAAGGCGAGGGUAUUGAGUUGGAUGGACACAUGGACACCCACUUGCACUCUUGAAGCUGAUCACUGACUGUUCGAUUGUUAAUCUGAAAUUUCAAAUUUGUUUGAAAGUAUCUUUUAUUAUCGAUGUUGUGACAUC